AUGGCGCAUGCUUGGCUCCGGCUGCGGUGCUGGUUCCGUGCCAUCUACUGGUUCCCCAGUGUUGACUCUCCUGCCAUUUCCAGCCCUCGCCCUGCCCCGCAUGGGGAAUCCCUCUUCGCUCUCCCCCUCGUCCUCGCUCCCCUCCUCAUUCGCCACCUCGUGCUCAAUUUCCGGACGGUUGUGUCGCUCCCACCACGUCCCCGAUCUAACCAGUGCAGGUUCGCCGCCCACGACGGGCCCUCUCCCCCUCUUCCUCCCCGUCCCCUGCAUUGGUCUCCGCGCGCUCCUCCCCUGCCCGCACUAUUGUUCCCUCCUCGCCCUCCGCGGAUUGCGCCCGUUCGCCCCGCCGGCAUCCACGGCGCUCGCCCGCAAUCGUCCGUCCGCCGACCGGCGGUCCCCAGGCGAUUCUGCCUCCUCUCGCGCGGCUUCGAGUCGCUCUGCCUUCCGUUUCUGGCUGGGCAUCGUUUCCGGCUGCUGUUGCUCCAGCUUGUGGUUGUGGUCAAGUCGCCGUCUGUUCGCCUUGCGGUUCUUCCCCGCCUCCACCCCUCUCGGACUCCCUACCGGUCAUACCCCCUGAUGGUUGACGAUGCUCUUGGGCUUGUGGCCUCUGCUCUUGCAGAAGCCAUCCCCGGAGAGGCCCCGGGGGACCAGGUGCCAGGCCUGCUCCGAGCCUACGCGGUGCUGGCUGGACGCGGAUCCUCUUCCCAGUCUUCCCGCGGCCGGCAUGCGGCAGUCGUUCCGCCGCACUCGCCGCCAGCCCUUCCUUCCUCCGCCUCUCCCGCGUCCUCCGCGUUCGUUGGUGUCCGGGCCUUCUUCGGCGCCACCUCCUUCCCUUUCCCAGGCUCAGGCCCCGCCGUCGCAACCGUCACCGUCGCCGCUCCAGCCACAGUCUCCGCCUGUUCUUCAGGCGGCUCCUCGGCCGCCUUCUUCCCUGUUGCCGCCAGCUCCGUCUGCCCCCGCGGCUGUUCCGCCGGUUGCUUCGGCUCUGCCUCCCCUCCUCAGGGCGCGUUCCCCCAGUUGUUCCUUGGGGGGCGUGAGAUUCCGAUACCGUGGGAGGUGUUGUCGACUCCCCAGCCGACUGUCGCCCCUGCCGCCUCUGCUGCCGCCCUAGAUGAGCGCUGGAGUCGGGGGGGAGAGUGCCCGCCUGCCGAGUGGCUUCGUCGCGUCGAGCGGCGCGUUGCGACCGUGGGGACUGUCCUAGAGCUGCUGGCGUCGGUGCUUGAUCAGCUGCAUUUAGGGCUGGUGCGUGGGCGUGUUGCUUGCCCGCCUUUGUUGAAGAGGGAGCGGGCCGUUGUGGUGACGGCGGCGUGGCGGAUGAUGGGGAGCUUCCCGCAGAUGGGCCUCGAGACUGGCUCCCCCGGGGUGGGUUCUGGCCCUGGGCCUUCCGCCGUGAGGCGGUUGGCCUCUUCUGUCCGACGUGUCCCACUCGACCUUGUACCAGCCGCCUCAGCGCUGUUGCGCUGGUUGGACGGACGGCUUGCUUUGAUCCUCGCCGAUUAG
Messenger RNA from Closterium sp. Yama58-4, 1500 nucleotides. The record is from the annotation of a GenBank genome assembly. NCBI's taxonomy places the organism in Eukaryota, Viridiplantae, Streptophyta, Zygnematophyceae, Desmidiales, Closteriaceae.